AGGACCUCUUCUUUUCUUGAUUUGUAUAAACGGUCUUCCACAACAAGUACCGUUUGACUUAUUACUUUUCGCUGACGAUGUGAAACUUUGGAGAGAGAGAUACGCAACCAAGAGGACAUACUGGCAUUUCAAGUGGAUCUGAGUGGACUUCAAUGUUGUGAGGAUAACAAUGGACUUACUUUCAACACAUCGAAGUGUAAAGUAGUCUAUCUGAGAUAUGUUGCAGAUUGCUCAUACAACUCAGGUGACUCCGCCCUAGAGGUAUCUCGAGUUGAAGAUCUCUUAUUGUAUUAUUAAUUAAAAUACCAGAAUUAUCUAAGACUAUUGCAAAACGUUAUCAUGGUAUACAAUUGUUAAUAAUGAAAUGGUUGAAUCAAUUUACUAAUAAAUCAAAUGGAUUGGUUAGUAAAAAUAUCACAUGGAAACUACACAAACAAUACUGGAUAAGAAUGAAGCUUGUAGACAAUCGUUAAAACAACAAAUUAAUCUAAUCAAUGAAUCGCAAAUUCCUACAACGAAGGAAGAAAAACCAGAGAUGAUAGUCAAUAGAAAGAAAACGCUUGAAAAUAAGAAUAUAAAUGUAAAACAAGCAGCGAUUAUUAUCCAGUCAAAUUGGAGAGGUUAUUCUGAUAGAAUGAAAAUAAAACGUAUGAAUGAAAGCAUUGGAAUUUUACAGCGACAUUUUAGAGAACGUCAAUUGAAAAAAUUAGAAAAUGAGCAACAAAUUCAACUUGAAAAAAAAUCUCAGAUUAUGAUCACAAAGAAUCGUCAUAAACGUUAUCGUGAGAAGUUAGAAACAGAAAUUAAAUUAUGGUCAAGUUUACCUGGUUGUUUAGUUGAAAAUGAAUGGAAUAAAGAACGUGAAUUAGCUGCUAUAUCUAUUCAACGAUAUUAUCGUGGUUACUAUGUACGAAAACAUUUCAAAAAUCAACGAGAUUAUUUAAAACGUGAUAAAGCUGCUAGAAUAAUUCAAUUGAAUUUUCGUAAAUAUUUAUCACGUAUAGAAUGUGCAUCGUCUGGAAAAGGUGUAUCUAACAUAGAUCCAACAGAGGAUAACUUAAUCAAUAAUAAAAAGUUGGAAAUCACUAUGAAGAAAGUUCUCAAAGAACAUCAAAAAUGGUGUGAAACACAUCAGCAAAGUAUGAGACCAAUCAAUCAAUUAGGAGAUGUCCAUAAAGAGACUCAAGUCAAAAUUGAUCAGUAUCGCCGUAAUUAUCGAGUAAACAGUAUUAAAAGUCAAACUAGACAAGUGACAUUAACAAGAAUGAAGAUCGACGCCGAUUUACUGUUGAAUGAGUUCACUGACGAAGAAGAAGAAGAAGAAGAAAAACAAAAAGAUAAACAAUUAAAAAAUGGGAUAAAACUCAAGAAAACAACAACACUAAAUGAAAUAGUUGAUAAACAUAUUGAAAAUUCUGAUUUAACUAAUGCAUUUAGUCAGUUCACUUGUCGAGUUCAACCACUGACACGUUUAGCUCAAAUGGAACAUCACGAUAAAAUGAUAAGAAUGAAUUUAAAUAAAUCAUGGUGGAAUAUAUUCAUGGAUGAAUGGAGAAAGAAACAAGAUGAGUAUAUACUAUCGUAUAAUAAAAAUUGCUCAAAUUUGAUAGAUACCAACGUUACUAAUUUAAAUGUUGAUAAUGAUGAUUUAUCAUGGUUACCUGAUCGAUUUAUUGAAGAAUUGGAAAGUCGGGAUAUUUUUCAAUGGUGA
This is a messenger RNA of Schistosoma mattheei, 1711 nucleotides long. NCBI's taxonomy places the organism in Eukaryota, Metazoa, Platyhelminthes, Trematoda, Strigeidida, Schistosomatidae. The record is from the annotation of a GenBank genome assembly.